Diutina rugosa is the source of this 1860-nucleotide messenger RNA. RefSeq names its product chromatin-binding protein (gene BDF1). Gene Ontology annotation, cellular component: nucleus; chromatin. Gene Ontology annotation, biological process: chromatin remodeling; regulation of DNA-templated transcription. The transcript has a single exon. NCBI's taxonomy places the organism in Eukaryota, Fungi, Ascomycota, Pichiomycetes, Serinales, Debaryomycetaceae. The coding region runs from base 1 to 1860 and encodes 619 amino acids. The record is from RefSeq and is a predicted model, not a curated record.
AUGUCUGAAGUGGAGGCCAAUACCCCAGUACAAACCCCGACGGCAGAACCGAUGAAGGACCCGGUGCACGACCUCGAGGGGAGCUCGCCCAGUGCGGCGCCCGUGCUCGAAGAGCCGGCAAAGCCGCUAUCGCCGCCAAAUCCGCUGCCACUGCCAAGGCGCCACCUUGACAGCGAACCCGACGAAGAGGCGCCGCCGGCGAAACGGGCGAAAAACGCGUCCAAAUUCGACUACCCGGACCCGGCGCUGCUUAUUGGCCCCGACGGCAAGCCGUUACCUCCGCAAGAAGUGUUUGGCGAACCGGCGCCGGCCCCGCCCGCCGAGCCCGACAUGGACAACUUGCCGGAAAACCCCAUGCCAAAACACCAACAGAAGUUUGCCCUUAAUACCAUCAAGGCGAUCAAACGGCUCCGCGACGCCGCCCCGUUCUUGCACCCGGUGGACAUCGUCAAGCUCAACAUCCCUUACUACUACAACUACAUCCCGCGGCCGAUGGACUUGCUGACAAUCGAAAAGAAGAUCGUCAGCGACGCCUACUCCAACGAGCAAGAAUUGGUCGACGACUUUGACCUCAUGGUGACCAACUGUAAGCGGUUUAACGGCGAGCUGUCGCUGAUCUCGCGGAUGGCGUUGAACAUCCAGGCGCUGUUUGAAAAACACAUACUCAACUUCCCCCCUAGAGACGCCGUCGAGGACGUGGUGGUGCUGCACAAGCGCAAGCUGAUGGCCGACCUGGAAGAGUUCCAGCGCGAAGCCCGCGAGCUGGUCGCCGCCCACCGUCCCAAGCGCACCAUCGUGCCGCCGAAGCCGAAGGAGUUGCCUUACGAUGUUCGUCCCCGCAAAAAGAAGUUCGCCGCCGAGUUACGCUUCUGCCUGCAGACGGUGAAGGAGCUCAUGAGCAAGAAGCACUACCACAUCAACUUCCCGUUCUUGGCGCCGGUGGACACCGUCGCCCUUAAUAUCCCCCACUACUUCGACGUGGUAAAGCAACCGAUGGACUUGGGCACCAUCUCGUCAAACUUGGCCAACAACCAGUACGAAAACGGCGACGAAUUCGAGCGCGAUGUGCGGCUCGUGUUUGCCAACUGCUACGCAUUCAACCCUGAAGGCACUGACGUCCAUGCCAUGGGGAAGAAGUUGGAGGCGGUGUUUGACAAAAAAUGGGCGCAAAGACCGGUGCCGGAGCCGACGCCGCCGGCGCUGGACUUUGAGCUGGAUUACGACAUUGAUGACGAAGAGUUUGAGACCCGGGCGGAACAGAUGCUUGCCGAAGUGCCGGCGAUUCAGUUGUUAGAAAACCAAUUGAAGCGGAUGAAGCUGGACUUGGACAAGUUGAAGGAGCAACACCUUAAGCAGUUACGCGAGGAGUUCCAGGCUAAGCGGGCCUCGCGUAAGGGCAAGAAGGGGAAGAAGUUGAAGCAACGGGUCAACGGCGAGGUCGCCGAGGUCAACGCUGGCCCCGUGGUGACGUACGAGAUGAAGAAACAGGUUCUGGAAAUGGUACCCAACUUGCUGGAAAAGAAGGCCCAGGCAGUCUUGAAGAUCAUCCGUGACGACUUUGAAAUUGGCAAUGACGACGAAAUCGAGCUCGACAUGGACCAGUUGGAGGACCGUACCGUACUCAAGCUUCACAACUACUUGUUCGGGCAGAAGGCUGCCGCCCGCAUGCUGGGGCUGCUGAAACGCAAGCAACAGAAGGCCGGAGGGCUCAGUGCCGACGACGAGUUGGACCACUUGCGCAACCAAUUGGCGCUUUUUGACGGCGAGCUGGCGCUGGCAGCAACUAAUGGCUUGAUGACCAUUGGACACGAAUCGCUGGACGACGACGACUUGAGUUCGGAGUCGCUGGAGGAGGAAUAA